AUGCUGAUUAAAAAUCAGAUUAAGUGUACAUUAUGGGAUGAGCAUGUGGAUCAACUAACUCCUUAUUUCCAAAUUGUUGCAUCUGAUCCAGUUAUACUUCUCAUUCAACUUUGUAGGGCCAAGUUUAUGGACAGUGACUACACCCCUUUGAGGUGUAUAGAAUCUGGUUCUAGGCUUGAUGUUGGUUUCCCUACUAAUGGCCUGCAUCCUAAUGAUAUUUUGGUUACUCCUAUUGAAGAUAUUUACUUGAAAAAACAGCAUAAAAGAGAUGACCUAGAUAUUUUUUUUUUUGUGCACCAGUUGGGGGAGUAUUGGGUUGCAGGCAGAAUUGUUGGCGUAGAGAGUAUAAGUGAUUGGUAUUUCAUUUCUUGCAAGACUAAUUCUUGCAAGAAGAAGCUUGCUGAACAAGGUGGCAUGAUGUACUGUGGUGGGUGUAAGAAUUCUUGGCAUGAAGGAAUUGUGAGGUAUAGGUUGAUUGUCCGUGUGGCGGACCACACUGGAGAUGCCCCUAUGCUGAUAUUGGAUCGUGAAUGUGCAGAUUUGGUUGGUAUGUCAGCGGCUGAGUUAAAGGCUAAGUACCCUGAGGGAAAUAAUUGUAUUCCACCUGAACUUGGUCGCUUGCGUGGGAUGUCUAUGGUUUUCCGUAUUGUUAUGAAGAAGGAACAGGUGGAGAGCUACUAUUCUGCCUUUACGGUUCUAAGGAUUUGCAGGGAUGAGCCAUUAGUUACACAACACUGCUCAGGUUUUCUAGGUGCCCCUUCUGCUGAAAUGGUUCCAGGUCAUGUCGGAGGUUCUUUGGAUGUUGGAUGUAACUCUGAGCAACAGUUUGGCAGUGAUGAAGAGGAGUUUUUUGGAGUGGAGGAUGUCUCUGAUGGUGUGGAAGAUGAUAUCACUGUUGGUUUGGAUGACAUUUCUGAAGAUUUAGGGGAUGAGCAUGCUGCUGAUGCUGUUAAGGGAUCUAUGAUCAAAGAUUUGGUUACUGCUGGUGGUUCUAACAAAACUAAGGAUAAGGGUGUUGCUGAUUUGGAAAGUGAACAUGUGGGUGUUCCUCUUAAGAGAUCUCUGCUGAAAGAGUUUGGUAUGUCUGGUAGCAUAAAGAAAGCUAAGGAGGUGGUGGUGAAGCAGGAAAAGUAAUGGAAAUUUCUUUAUUUAGAAAUAGGUUGUACUAAUACUAAGCUGGUAAGUGGGUUUUGUGUGCUAAAUUCUACCAAACUGAUGGUUAUGCCUAGAAAACUGCAGCUUUUUGUAAUGUACUGUUAGCCAGUGGAUUGUGUCAUUGUGUGUAGUGU
Molecule: messenger RNA, 1289 nt
Organism: Ipomoea nil (Japanese morning glory)
Lineage: Eukaryota; Viridiplantae; Streptophyta; Magnoliopsida; Solanales; Convolvulaceae
Exons: 6
Coding region: 1-1134 (377 amino acids)
Source: RefSeq, a predicted model, not a curated record